AUGAUUAGAAUAUUAACAAAGAGUAUUGUAAAUAAUACCAGUAGAGUAUUAAUUAACAAUAAUAAUAGUAUUAAAAGUGGUAUUAUUGGAUUUAAUAAUUUUUCAACAACAUCAAACAACACUACAACAACAACAGUAGCAGAAUUAAAAGUUAUUGAAAGAACACCAGGUGUUGCCGCACCAAAUAAAAGAGCAACACCACCAAAAGUACCAAAAAGACGUCCAGAUAAAAUUAGAUCAAUCAAAUAUGAACAAUACUCUGGUAUUCCAAGAAUUGCAGCAAAAGGUUUUUUCAGAAUUACAACUAAAGGUUUCGAUUAUUACUUUUUUGAUGUAAGAUCAAGUGAAAAUUUCGCAAAGGAAUCAAUCGUUGGUGCUGUCAAUCAUCCAGUUGAAAACAUUGAAGAAUCAAUGAAAGAAUUACGUGAUAAAUCUUCUUUAAUCAUGGUUAUGGGUGAAAAGGAAAGAGGUUGGCCACAAGCUUGUGAAGCUGCUCUCAAACUUCAAAAUAAUGGUUUCAAAAAUGUUAUUGUAAUUGAAGCUGGUAUUCAAGAAUUAGUUGAAAAAGGUUUCUUUUAUACUUCUGAAAAAGAUUUUAUUUAA
Dictyostelium discoideum AX4 is the source of this 603-nucleotide messenger RNA. RefSeq lists its product as hypothetical. NCBI's taxonomy places the organism in Eukaryota, Evosea, Eumycetozoa, Dictyosteliales, Dictyosteliaceae. The transcript has 2 exons. The record is from RefSeq and is a predicted model, not a curated record. The coding region runs from base 1 to 603 and encodes 200 amino acids.